GUCUUCACUAAUUUUGUUGGUUUAUCAAUUUGGAUCAUUCUAAUGAAUUUCUGAUGUUUAUUCUUCUUCUCAGGUUUAAUAUCGCAGCGGACCUGGUAUAUGAAGCCAAAGACGCUGGUAAACUGGGUUUUGCAGGACUCCUUGUGUGGUUGAGGUUUGUGGCAACACGACAGCUCAUAUGGAAUAAGAACUACAACGUAAAACCACGUGAAAUAAGUCAAGCUCAGGAUAAGCUUACAGACUUGCUCGAGUUUGUUUAUAGAACUAAUCCAGAAUAUUGAGAACUUUUGCGAAUGAUUCUUUCUAGUGUCGGUCGUGGAGGUGAAGGGGAUGUGGGGCAGCGAAUCCGAGACGAAAUCCUGGUUAUCCAGAGAAAUAAUAAUUGCAAGGGUGGAAUUAUGGAGCAAUGGCAUCAGAAGCUGCAUAAUAACACUAGCCCUGAUGAUGUUGUCAUCUGUCAGGCACUAAUGGAUUAUCUCAAUUGUGAUUUGGACAUCAGUGUUUAUUGGAAAACAAUGAAUGAUAAUGGAAUAACAAAAGAGCGCCUUUUGAGCUAUGAUCGUGCUAUCCGUUCGGAACCUGAUUUCAGGAGAGACCAGAAAGAUGGCCUUUUGCGCGAUCUUAGAAAUUACAUGAGAACAUUGAAGGGAGUGCAUUCAGGCGCAGAUUUAGAGUCAGCCAUUUCAAAUUGCAUGGGCUACAAGUCUGAGGGGAAAGGCUUCAUGGUUGGGGUGAAGAUAAAUCCUAUAUCAGGCUUGCCAUCUGGAUUUCCUGAACUACUUCAUUUUGUCCUGGAACAUGUUGAAGAUAAGAAUGUGGAAGCACUUCUUGAGGGAUUGCUAGAGACCCGUGCGGAGCUUAGUCCAUUGAUUUCUAAAUCAAAUAAUCGUCUUAAGGAUCUUUUGUUUUUGGACAUCGCCCUUGAUUCUACUGUUUGGACAGCCAUAGAACGGGGAUAUGAGGAGUUGAAUAGUGCCAAACCAGAGAAAAUUAUGUACUUCAUCACUCUUGUCCUUGAAACCCUCGCCCUGUCUUGGGAUGAUAAUGAGGAUCUCAUCUAUUGCUUAAAGGGAUGGAAUGAAGCCCUAAGCAUGUCCAAGUCUGGAGAUAAUCUCUGGGCUUUGUACGCGAAAUCAGUCCUUGACAGAACCCGGCUUGCACUUGCAGGCAAGGCGGAGUCCUACCAUCAUUUAUUGCAACCAUCCGCUGAAUAUCUUGGAUCACAGCUUGGAGUGGAGCUAUGGGCUGUGAAUAUUUUCACAGAAGAAAUCAUUCGUGCCGGAUCAGCAGCAUCACUAUCUUCACUUCUUAAUAGACUAGAUCCUGUUCUUCGUGAAACUGCUAAUUUGGGAAGUUGGCAGGUUAUCAGUCCGGUUGAAGCCAUAGGAUAUGUUGUUGUCGUAGACGAGUUGCUUGCUGUCCAGAAUAAGUCUUAUGAAAAGCCAACAAUUUUGGUGGCAAAAUCUGUCAAAGGAGAGGAGGAAAUUCCUGAUGGUGCAGUUGCUGUGCUAACACCUGACAUGCCAGAUGUCCUAUCAUAUGUUUCUGUGCGAGCAAGAAACAGCAAGGUCUGCUUUGCUACAUGCUUUGAUUCCAACAUUUGGGCUGACCUCCAAGCAAGUGAAGGGAAAUUAUUGCAGAUAAAGCCCACUUCUGCAGAUAUAGUUUAUAGCACGUUGAAGGUGGGUGACUUAACAAAUGCAAGUUCAACAAGCUUGAAAGAAGACGACUCUUUGCCCUCUCUGACACUGGUCAGAAAGCAGUUUGGUGGUAGAUAUGCAAUAUCAUCUGACGAGUUCACAAGUGAAAUGGUUGGAGCUAAAUCACGCAAUAUAGCAUACCUGAAAGGAAAAGUGCCAUCUUGGGUUGGGAUUCCUACCUCGGUUGCCCUACCAUUUGGAGUUUUCGAGAAAGUUCUUUCAGAUGGUUUAAAUCAGGGAGUGGCAGAAAAUUUGCAUAUCCUGAAGAAAAAGCUAGGAGAAGGAGACGUCAGUGCACUCGGGGAGAUCCGAAAGGCAGUUUUAGAACUUGCAGCUCCGUCCCAGUUGGUGGAAGAGUUGAAAAACAGGAUGCAAAGUUCUGGCAUGCCUUGGCCUGGAGAUGAAGGCCAGCAGAGAUGGGAGCAAGCAUGGCUGGCUAUAAAGAAAGUCUGGGCUUCAAAGUGGAAUGAGAGAGCAUAUUUCAGCACAAGAAAAGUGAAAUUAGAUCAUGAGUACCUUUGCAUGGCUGUCCUGGUUCAGGAAAUAAUAAACGCCGACUACGCAUUUGUUAUCCACACAACAAAUCCAUCUUCAGGAGACUCGUCAGAGAUAUGCGCCGAGGUAGUGAAGGGCCUUGGAGAAACUCUGGUUGGAGCAUAUCCGGGUCGUGCUUUGAGUUUUAUCUGCAAGAAGAAUGAUCUGAACUCUCCUCAGGUUUUGGGAUAUCCGAGCAAACCCAUUGGACUUUUUAUAAGACGAUCGAUCAUCUUCCGAUCCGACUCCAACGGUGAAGAUCUAGAAGGUUAUGCUGGUGCAGGACUUUAUGACAGCGUACCAAUGGAUGAAGAAGAGAAAGUUGUACUUGACUAUUCAUCGGAUCAAUUGAUUAAGGAUGCUGACUUCCGUCGAUCACUCCUCUCCAGCAUUGCUGGUGCUGGAAAUGCGAUCGAGGAGCUGUAUGGAUCUCCUCAAGACAUUGAAGGUGUGGUUAGAGAUGGGAAAAUCUAUGUUGUACAGACAAGGCCACAGAUGUAAUCCUCAUUCUUUCUCUUACUAUUUUCACAAGAGAAGGGUUAGAUAUAUAGGUUGUCUAUGCAAAGACUCCAAAAGGGUUCCUGAUUAUGUAACUAUUUUCCAAAUAAAAACAGUAAUGAAUGUAACUAUUGUAUUUUUUCACAAAAGAAAAAUACAAUUUCAUUAGCAUUUUAUCGUUA
Messenger RNA from Rhododendron vialii, 2914 nucleotides. RefSeq names its product alpha-glucan water dikinase, chloroplastic-like. The transcript has 21 exons. The record is from RefSeq and is a predicted model, not a curated record. Gene Ontology annotation, biological process: phosphorylation. Bases 294 to 2735 code for a protein of 813 amino acids. Gene Ontology annotation, molecular function: ATP binding; kinase activity. Lineage: Eukaryota; Viridiplantae; Streptophyta; Magnoliopsida; Ericales; Ericaceae.